AUGAGCUCCAACCGCACUAACUUCAGCAUCAACAAGAUCAAUGAUGACCACAUAAUCCGCAUUUUUGAGAACUCGGCCAAAAGACACUUAAACUGGAACAUGACCAACACUCAUAUAUCCCAGGCCACCAGCACUGCCAGUCCCAAAGACGUUGUAGCAACCAUGUACUUUGUCUGUGACCACCAGGGUUUGCCCAAGAAGGUCAAAGUGGUCGAAGGCACUGGCAACCAGAAAGCUAAAAUGGUUCAAACCAAAUUAAUCAAGGAUGGCUGCAAGGCCAAAAUCAUCAAGAAGACCUUGCAAAAUGGUAACGUUGUUGUAGGCUACUUGUGGCAGCAUGCCACCCAUCAGCCUGAAAAAGUCCAAAACAUAGUCUAUUCAAGACUACCUGUUGAGUUAAAGCAGUGGAUUCUGUCCCAUGUGGACAAUAACAUGCAUUGGAAGGCCAUCAAGAUGCUCCUUUGCAUCGAUCAUCAGCGCUUGGAAGAGCUUGAAGCCGGUCUUGGCAUUUCCAGUUUCCUGAUGUCUCUGCGCAUCAAUUAUCAUGAUGUGCAGAAUGUCAUCAAUGCUCGUUUGAACAAGCUUUCAAGAAAAAACGUCAUUGAUAAGGCAAGUGUUGAGCAAUGGAUUGAGUUCUUGGAAAAAGAAAAGAACUAUCUGGUUCACAUUGUCUUUCAUCAAGACUUGCAAAUUCUUGGUGGAUUCCAACAAGCACUCAUAUCUGUAUACGAUUGUUGUGAGAAUCUGCGUGUCAAGCGCGUGAUAAUUAACUGCAACCCAGUUGAGAUUGAUGCCCUGAAGGAAGUCUUUGGCCAGUCCAUUCAGAUUCUUUUGUGUCACAAGCACAUCAAGAGAGCAUGGGAGAUGCACAUCAAAAAAGAUCAUAAGCAAAAUGCAGUUCGGGUGGCCCUCAACUUAAUGAUGCAUGCCAAGAUCAAGGAGGCGUUUGAUCAGCAAUACAAGAAAUUUGUUUCCAAGUUUGCUGGCUAUGGGAAAUUUGAUGCCAGAUUUUACACAAACAAUCUUAUUGAAUCCUACCAACAUAUCUUGAAAGCUUACUACUUGGGAAGAUCAAGAAACUUCCAGGUUGACCAGUUGUUCAAGAAAUUUGUUCUCAUUCAUGUUGAGAAGGCUAAGAAGAAGGGGGCUUUUGACAUUGAUCACGAGGAUGCUCUUCACAUGAUUGAAACUGUAGAAGACAAUUUGUAUGAGCUCUUGGUUAAAGAGGAAGUUCUAAUAAUGGGACUUCAAUACUCUUUAAUUAAAGAGCUUCAUAUCGUUCAGAACCCAGAAGUUCAGGUAGUUGAGAGAAGUGAGGAGAGUACUGAAGCACAAAAUGAGUUGCAUUUGCUUAAGUUUAAUGAAGUUUCUGAAAGCUUGUUCAAGUUUUUUGAACAAGCUUUCAGAAAAACGGAAAGCAGAAAACUUGAAGAGUGGUUCUGGGAUGGACGUAACACCCCAGAUUUUGAGAGAUUGCUUGUCUCUGAUAGAAGAAACUGGAGUUGCUCCUCAGCAAAAGUAUAA
Messenger RNA from Phycomyces blakesleeanus NRRL 1555(-), 1524 nucleotides. RefSeq lists its product as hypothetical. NCBI's taxonomy places the organism in Eukaryota, Fungi, Mucoromycota, Mucoromycetes, Mucorales, Phycomycetaceae. The record is from RefSeq and is a predicted model, not a curated record. Bases 1 to 1524 code for a protein of 507 amino acids. The transcript is spliced from 10 exons.